Molecule: messenger RNA, 2325 nt
Organism: Protobothrops mucrosquamatus (brown spotted pit viper)
Lineage: Eukaryota; Metazoa; Chordata; Lepidosauria; Squamata; Viperidae
Product: zinc metalloproteinase/disintegrin-like HR1a
Exons: 17
Coding region: 22-1971 (649 amino acids)
Biological process (GO): proteolysis
Cellular component (GO): plasma membrane
Molecular function (GO): metalloendopeptidase activity
Source: RefSeq, a predicted model, not a curated record
CCUUCUCAUAUGAGGGCAUGAAUGAAGCUGAAGGACUCAUUCCUUGCUUCUCAUAGUCAACAGAGGAAGAGCUCAGGUUGGCUUGAAAGCAGGAAGAGAUUGCCUGUCUUCCAGCCAAAUCCAGCCUCCAAAAUGAUCCAGGUUCUCUUGGUAACUGUAUGCUUAGCAGUUUUUCCUUAUCAAGGGAGCUCUAUAAUCCUGGGAUCUGGGAACGUUAAUGAUUAUGAAGUAGUGUAUCCACGAAAAGUCACUGCAUUGCCCAAAGGAGCAGUUCAGCCAAAGUAUGAAGACACCAUGCAAUAUGAAUUUAAAGUGAAUGGAGAGCCAGUGGUCCUUCACCUGGAAAAAAAUAAAGGACUUUUUUCAAAAGAUUACAGCGAGACUCAUUAUUCCCCUGAUGGCAGAGAAAUUACAACAUACCCCUCGGUUGAGGAUCACUGCUAUUAUCAUGGACGCAUCCACAAUGAUGCUGACUCAACUGCAAGCAUCAGUGCAUGCAAUGGUUUGAAAGGACAUUUCAAGCUUCAAGGGGAGAUGUACCUUAUUGAACCCUUGAAGCUUCCUGACAGUGAAGCCCAUGCAGUCUACAAAUAUGAAAAUGUAGAAAAAGAGGAUGAGGCCCCCAAAAUGUGUGGGGUAACCGAGACUAAUUGGGAAUCAGAUGAGCCCAUCAAAAAGGCCUCUAAGUUAGUUGUUACUGCUGAACAACAAAGUUACUUGAACCACUUCAGAUUCAUUGAGCUUGUCAUAGUUGCGGACUACAGAAUGUUCACGAAAUUCAACAGAAAUUUAACUGAAGUAAAAACAUGGGGAUAUGAAAUUGUCAACACUUUAAAUGAGAUUUACAGAUAUUUGUACAUUCGUGUAGCACUUGUUGCCCUAGAAGUUUGGUCCAACGGAGAUUUGAGUAACGUCACAUUAUCAGCAGAUGAUACUUUGGACUCAUUUGGAGAAUGGAGAAAAAGAGAUUUGCUGAAGCGCAAAAGACAUGAUAAUGCUCAGUUACUCACGGCCAUUGACUUCAAUGGAACAACUAUAGGAUUGGCUUACGUGGGCACCAUGUGCUACACAAAGUAUUCUACCGGAAUUGUUCAGGAUUAUAGCUCAAUAAAUCUUGUGGUUGCAGUUAUAAUGGCCCAUGAGAUGGGUCAUAAUCUGGGCAUUCAUCAUGAUGGAAAUUCCUGUACUUGUGGUGGUUUCUCAUGUAUUAUGGCUGACCAGCUAAGCUAUCAACCUUCCAAAUAUUUCAGCAAUUGUAGUCAUAUCCAAUUUUGGAAUUAUAUUAAUAAUCGUAAACCACAAUGCAUUCUCAAUGAACCCUUGAGAACAGAUAUUGUUUCACCUCCAGUUUGUGGAAAUGAACUUUUGGAGGUGGGAGAAGAAUGUGACUGUGGCUCUCCUGCAACUUGUCGAUAUCCGUGCUGUGAUGCUGCAACGUGUAAACUACACUCAUGGGUAGAGUGUGAAUCUGGAGAGUGUUGUGAGCAAUGCAGAUUUAGGACAGCAGGAACAGAAUGCCGGUCAAGAAGGAGUGAGUGUGACAUUGCUGAAAGCUGCACUGGCCAUUCUGAUGAAUGUCCCACAGAUCGCUUCCAUAGGAAUGGACAACCAUGCCUAAACAACUUCGGUUACUGCUACAAUGGCAAUUGCCCCAUCAUGUAUCACCAAUGUUAUGCUCUCUUGGGGCAAAAUGCAACUGAGGCUCAAGAUUCAUGUUUUGAGGAUAACCGUUUUGGCAAUGAUUAUGGCUAUUGCAGAAAGGAAAACGGUAGAAAGAUUCCAUGUGCACCACAAGAUGUAAAAUGUGGCAGGUUAUACUGCUCAUAUAAUUCACUUGGAAACCAGAUUCCUUGUGUUCCCUACUAUAUAUCCAGAGACGAAAGUAUUGGGAUGGUUGAUACUGGAACAAAAUGUGCAGAUGGAAAGGUCUGCAGCAACAGGCAGUGUGUUGAUGUGAAUAUAGCCUACUAAUCAACCUCUGGCUUCUCUCAGAUUUUAUUUUGGAGAUCCUUCUUCCAAAAGGUUUCACUUCCCUCAAGUCCAAAAACCCAUCUGCCUGCAUCCUACUAGUAAAUCACUCUUAGCUUUCAUAUGGAAUCUAAAUUAUGCAAUAUUUCUUUUCCAUAUUUAAUCUGUUUACCUCUUGCUGUAAUCAAACCUUUUUUCCGCCACAAAGUUCCAUGGGCAUGUACAACACCAAGAGCUUAUUUGCUGUCAAGAAAAAAAAUGGCCAUUUUACCGUUUCCCAAUUCCAGAGCACAUUUAAUGCAACAAGUUCUGCCUUUUGAGCUGGUGUAUUCGAAGUCAAUGCUUCCUCUCCCAAAA